This is a messenger RNA of Fragaria vesca subsp. vesca, 1657 nucleotides long. RefSeq names its product F-box protein At5g07610-like. The record is from RefSeq and is a predicted model, not a curated record. NCBI's taxonomy places the organism in Eukaryota, Viridiplantae, Streptophyta, Magnoliopsida, Rosales, Rosaceae. The transcript is spliced from 2 exons. The coding region runs from base 745 to 1428 and encodes 227 amino acids.
AUAUUCUUCAGUCCCAUAAAGUAACGCUCUCCUCUAUCAUUUUCUGGAAACACAGCCAGAGCAAAAACCCUGAACCCGUUUUGUGGGCGAACGAGAGCUCAAAAUGUCAUCGUCGGCAGAGACCGUCGCCAACAUCGAAGAGCUCCUGAAGUAGAUCCUGGUAAGGGUUCCACCUCUAUCUCUGAUCCGCUUCAAGUCCGUCUCCAAGCACUGGCUAUCUCUCAUCUCCGACCCUCACUUCCGUCGCCGCCACUCUCCGAAACCCUAACCCCAAAAUCUCCGCUUUCUUCGACGAGUCGUUCAACUCCAUCCCUCUUAAUGACAGUGAAAUCCCACCUGGGUGGAGCCCCUUCAAAACCCUCACCGAUUCCGUCCCUGAUGGAUCUAAAUUGAGGAUUCUCCAGUCCUGCAAUGGCCUCUUCCUCUGCCACAUUCCUAUACCGUUUGAGCAAAGAGUUCAACACCAUCCCGUAUACGUAGUCAAUCCCACCACCAACGAGUUCCGUCCUCUUUCUUCCCCCAGCGUCAAUCCAGACACCACUUUUGCACGCUACGCUCUGGCAUUUGACCCUUCAAAAUCGCCUCCUGCUCUGCCUCACCAACCACUCCUAUUACUUCUACUGGAAUGAUCAUCGCGACGAGGGGCACCACCGCAUAGAGAUAUACUCUUCAGAGACCGCAGAGUGGAAGCGUCUCGAUACUCCUCUCUUCGCCAGCGAUGAUGAUGAUGGUAGGGAGACGACUAUGCAUUUCGACGAGAGUUGCAGGGAGGGCGCAGUGUACUGCAAUGGCGGAGUUCAUUGGAUAAGAGAUAGAAUGCAAGUUGGCUUGUGUUGGAGCAGGACAAGGAUAGGUGACUCUUGGUCCAAAGAUACUUGGAUAAGAAAUGAUUGUGAUGUGUUGCACUACUUUGAUGUAGGUGAAGAACAAUUUCGACUUGCCCCUGCUACUCCUCCUCCUGUCCCCUUGGUUGCCAAAGACCUUAGCUAUGACAUUAAUUAUGGUUGGCCGAGAUUUGAUCGUAUAUGUUUUGGGGACUGCGGUGGCCGUUUGUAUUUGAUUGAGAGUUUUCAGUAUUGCAAGACUCGAUUUGAGGUCAUGGAGAUGGAGAGGGACUACUCUGGCUGGCUUGUUAAGUAUCGUGUUGAUCUUAAUCCGCUAGUCGCGGCUUAUCCUGGAGAGGAUUGGGAUGCUUGUGUUGUCUUGGGCCUUUCUCAAGAGGAUAAGACAGAUAAUGGGGUUGAGGAUACUUCAACUGAUCUUUUGUUGCACCUCCCUGGUAAGAUCAUAUCCUAUAAUCUGAGGAAUGAGACAUUCAAGACAUCUGCUGAGUUAGGCAAUGAGGAACUUUUUCAAGCUUUCGGUGAUAAUCAUGGUAUUGAAGAGGCUGUUACUUUUCCUUAUAUGGAGACUCUGGCUUGUUUGUGAGGAUCGUAUCUAUAUGUAUCCCAUACAUGUUAUGUUGCUGUUGCCAUGUACACUAUGGUUUUACUGGCAAUGGAGGACGAAUCUCAGGUUUAAACUAUGAAAAGUCAGGGCUCUGAUGUAAGUUUAUUUUUCUGGUUUUGAAAAGUCAACUAAAACAUGCUGAUCAAUCUAGAACUAUCUAUUACAAACUAGUAAUCUCUUACAGUUUAUCUUCAUUUCUAUCAAGCUG